Messenger RNA from Lates calcarifer (barramundi perch), 13203 nucleotides. It is a transcript of the gene prkdc, whose product is annotated as protein kinase, DNA-activated, catalytic subunit. The record is from RefSeq and is a predicted model, not a curated record. Gene Ontology annotation, cellular component: nucleus. Gene Ontology annotation, molecular function: DNA-dependent protein kinase activity; protein binding. Lineage: Eukaryota; Metazoa; Chordata; Actinopteri; Centropomidae. Gene Ontology annotation, biological process: immunoglobulin V(D)J recombination; telomere maintenance; intrinsic apoptotic signaling pathway in response to DNA damage.
UCACAUCAACAAUAAAUCAGUUAUAAAGAGGCACUGAAACAGGUUUGUGUAGCAUUUAAAUAACCAAGUCAAAUCAACAUCUAGAAACAGGAGCAGGUUAAAUCAGACCUGGUCACUCCAGUUAUAACAUCACACUGAAGAUAACAGGAGGUAGAAUUUAAUCUCUGCUCCAUACUCCGAGGCACAGGGUGGUGAUAAUGCUCCUAAUACACCGGUUGACAGAUGAAGAAGAAAUGGAAGGCGGUAUUAACAGGGCUUUUAUUUUGAAACUCAGGCAGCAUGUAUCCUGCUGUUUCCUGAAGUGAAGCUGAUGUGAAGUUGAAUGACUGUGCACCGGCUCGUCAGUGGUCCCUCUGUCUGUGUCCAGUAGAUAAAGUGCUGGUGUGUGUGUGUGUGUGUGUGUGUGUGUGUGUGUGUGUGUGUGUGUGUGGUGCUGAUGGUGGUGUGAGGGACCGCUGCUGUGAUGUCUUCCCUCGGCGGAGCAGCUGGAGGGAUCCACGGGCUCCUCUUCAAACUCCAUGACUCCCUCUCAGAUGAAGACAGCCGGUCCGCGGCUCUGAGGAGUAACGAUAUAGUGUGUGACUUGGGGCAGGAGUGCAUGCUAACAUCAACCGAGAAUGACCUGGUUCUGCAGACGUCCUUGUUGUUCUCUAAAGACUAUGGGCUGCUCAGCUUCCUCAGGAAGUCCCUGCCAUCAGAGGAGUUCAGGGACACUCGAGUUAAGAUCCUGGAUUUUUUGGAGACAUUUCUGGACAAAAUUUCACCAAGAGUCAAAGGUUGGGAGAAGACGUACGCUAUUGACAUAAGAGACACAUGCUUGGUUGUGUAUACAAAAGAGAAAGUGGCCAAGUGUAGGACUGCAGUGCUGGGGCUCCUCAUCAAGGUUCUUCAGACGACAAAGUCUUCCAGCGUCGCUGCAGAUUUAAAAAUCUGUCAGAUAUUUGACAGAUUUUACAGCGAGCUUUGUCAGAAGAGCAAACUGUCAGAUUCAGUUCUUGGUAAAAUCUAUGAACUGCUGGGAGUCCUCGCAGAGGUUCAUCCCAGUGAGAUGGUCAACAACUCUGACAAACUCUACAAGGCCUAUCUGGGGGAGCUGAAGGAGCAGAUGACUUCUUCAACAAAGGAACCAAGACUUUUUGUUGUUGCUGGAUGUUUGAGAGGAAUCACUGCUCUAAUGGUCAACUUCACUAAAACCAUGGAGGAAGAUCCAGAAACAUCUAAGGAGAUUUUUCAGUAUGCCCAGAAGUCAAUCACUCCUCAGAUGGAAAUGAGUCGCUACGCUGUCACGUUUGCUGGACUCAGGUUAAUUGCCAGACACGCCUACCAGUUCAGCAGCUGCCUGAUGGAGAACUACAGGUCUCUGUUUGAGGUCAUGUCCAAGCUCUGUGGACACAUCAACGCUGAGAUGAAGAAGACUAGUUACUACGCACUCGAGUCCUUCCUCAAACAGGUCGCGAUGCUGGUGGCAGAAAACAUUGAGGAGCAUAAGAGUAAACUGAAGUUCUUCAUGCAGAAGUUCUGUGGCAUCAUUAAGACCAUGGACUCGACACACAAAGAGCUGUCCAUCGCUAUACGAGGAUACGGAUUCUUUGCAGCUCCAUGCAAGAAAGUUUGCCCACAGGAUGUGGACCUGAUGUACACGGAGCUGAUUCAGCGCUGUAAGCAGAUGUACCUGACUGAGUCUGACGGGGAGGAUGACAGCUUCUACCAGCUGCCCAGCUUCCUGGACUCUAUCGCCAGUGUCCUGAUUCACCUGGACAAGAUUCCAGAGGUGCACACGCCGCUCCUGGAGCGUCUCCUGGUGGUGCAGAUUGACAGCUUCCCUCAGCACAGUGAGAGGAUGCAGACGACGUGUUGCAGGUCCACCCUGAAGGUGCUGGUGGCCGUCGCCUCUAAAGGACCUGUACUGUGGAGUUUCAUCAGCUCUGUGGUUCACCAGGGUUUGAUUCGAGUCUGUUCAAAGCCCAUCAUGCUUCCUGAGAACAAAGAUGGUGGAAUCGAAUCCUCUCAGUCCUCCCAAGUCCGUACUGGAAAGUGGAAGGUUCCUUCCAGUCACAACUACCUCGGUCUGUUUAAAGGACUUUUAGACUGUGAUCGGUUGAAGGAUUCAGGAUUUUUGGACGGAGCUUUUGAAAGUCAGAAUGCUGCUCUCAUGUCUUUGAGCCAUCUCCUUUAUGAUGAGUUGGUGAAAUCAAUUCUCAGAAUUGUGGAAAAGUUGGACUUGUCUGUACAGAAAGUGACAACAGGAGAGGAGACUCCAGACGAUACAGCCCACGUCCUGCCCUCUUCUGACCCCACAGCUCAUCUGCUGCCCAAUAAGAUCAAAGACUUCACGGCCUUUAUCAACCUGGUCGACUUCUGCAGUGAGCUGUUGCUGACUAAACAUGUGGAGUAUUUUCAGUCCUGGAUGUAUCCCUUAAGCCAUGAACUUAUCCUCCACUCCAUACGAAAUCCACUUGUCAGUGGUUUUUACAAGCUGCUCUCUGUCGCCAUGAAAAUUGCCAAGAGAAUCAAGUACUACCAGGGAGUUGGUCUGAGGAGCUCGACGUCCCCACAGAGUGACACAGUGAAAAGUGCUUGUUUUGCACUUUUCUCAAAGUUUGGAAAAGAGGUGUGUGUGAGAAUGAAGCAGUACAAAGAUGAGUUGCUGUCGUCCUGCUUGACGUUUGUUCUCUCGCUGCACCACAACAUCGUAGCUCUGGACAUCAAGGCCUACUGUCCUGCUCUAGAGGCGGCUCUGAAACUGGGUCUGAGCCAUGUUCCUUUGGCCAACACAGCCCUGGAUGCUCUUGAGGACUGGUCCUCCCACAUCCCUUUGGAGACCAUGCAGCUGUGCUACACCAGCAUCCUCCCUCUGUUGGAUGGAUACCUGAAAACCACCUCCAACAACAACAAAGACGAGAGCAGCUGGGAGGUGAUGUCUUCUUUGUCUUCGAGAAGUGACAGAGGAUACAACAAAGUGAUGACGAGGCUUCUGAAGCAAUCCAACCAGCUUUCCAUGGAAGACGCUCCUCUUGUCGCGGUGAGGCUCAGGGUGGUGAAACUGCUCGGCCACCUGGGAGGGAAGCUGAACAGGAACCUUGUAACUGUGGUCUCAUCAGAGGAAAUGAUGAAAAAAUUUGUUGCCUGGGACUCGGAGAAAAGGCUGAGUUUUGCUGUGCCGUUCCAAGAUAUGAAGCCGGUCAUCUACCUCGACCCAUUUCUGCCUCGCAUCAGUGAACUGGCUCUGUCCACGAGUGACAGACAAACCAAAGUGGCAGCCUGUGAGCUGCUCCACAGCUUGGUGGUCUACAUGGUUGGGAAGAGUGCUCAGAUGGUGGAAGGGAAGAACAGUUUGCCGCCUAUGUACAAGCUGCACAAGAAACUGUUUCCUGUGCUGUUGCGUCUGGCCUGUGAUGUGGAUCAGGUAACCAGACAGCUCUUUGAACCACUGGUUAUGCAGCUGAUUCACUGGUUCACUAACAACAAGAAGUUUGAGAGCCAAGAUACAGUAGCUGUUCUCGAGGCCAUACUGGACGGUGUGGUCGACCCCAUGGACAGCACUCUGCGAGACUUCUGCGCCCGCUGCAUUGAAGAGUUUGUCAAAUGGUCAAUCAAACAGACCACCCCCAAGCAGCAGGAGAGGAGCCCCACUAAUAUGAAGUCCCUGUUUAAGCGGAUCUACAGCUUGGCUCUCCACCCUAAUGGCUUCAAAAGACUUGGUGCUGCCUUAGCAUUCAACAGUAUCUACAGACAGUUCAGGGAGGAAAAUUCCCUGGUGGAGCAGUUUGUCUUUGAAGUUCUUGUCAUAUUUGUGGAAAGUCUGGCUCUUGCACACUCAGAUGAACGGUCUAUGGGCACGUUGCAGCAGUGUCGAAGUGCCAUUGACCAUCUGAAAAGAAUCAUCAAACACAAGGCCCCCAGUCUCAACCAGCACAAUGCCAAGAGACGUGUCCCCAGGGGUUUCCCACCUGAUGAAAAGAUUUGCCUGUCAGAGGUGGUUUUAUGGCUUUUAGAACAAUGUGGUCGUCCUCAGACUGAGUGUCGACACAAAUGCAUGGAGCUCUUCUAUGAGUUUGUUCCUCUUCUCCCAGCAAAGAAGUCUGCAGCUCAGUGGCUGGAUGGCAUGCUAAAGGAGCAUGGCAUAAGCUUCCUGAUCUCACGGUUCGAGGGUGGGGGUCUCCUCUCCCAGCCCACCCUCAGGGACCUGACGAGCCCUUUCAGUGUCAGAGCCACCCUGCAGUGGAUGGACCUGGUGCUGGCUGCCCUGGACUGCUACAACACUUUCAUCAGCUUACACAUAAUCAAGCCUCAGCACAUGAUCAACUCCAAGGACAAGUCCAGUUUUCUUAAAGCUGUACACUUCUUUUUGACUGAGCUGGCAACUCACCACCUGGAAGCAGCAGAGAGCUGUUUCCUGCUCGGUGAGAAGAGCUCCCACUUCAGCCCGAGAGAGGUCGACCAGUACAACUACAGCAAGUGCACCAUCAUCAUUCGCCUGCUGGAAUUUGCCACAAUGAUUCUUGUCAAAGGAGACCAGGAGUUUUGGAAGCUUCUGGAGGAAGAUAUUUUUUGUGCAGUUUUCUUUGAGCUGACUGCGCUGGUGGUGUGUGAGCCGUCUGCUGUUGGUUUCAACAUGGCAGAUGUGGAGGUAAUGAAGAACCUACCAGAGGUGUGUGUUCCUCUGCUGAGAGCCCUGCUGACCUCAACCUACCGCACUCAUCUUGAAAGCAGCUUGCGGACAAAGAUCUCACGUAAAAAUGUAGAGGAGUUGUGUGCUGUAGACCUGUACCACUCAGACACGCUGAGCCGCCAUGACCAGAUGGAAAUGGUUCUGUCUUCCUGUAGGCAGAUCCACAAAGCCGGCUUCCUCAGCUCCAUUCUGCACAGCCAGGAUGUAGCCUACACCAAAUCCCUUGGGUCCCGACUUCUAAUGACAGUGUAUAAAGGCAUAGCACCCGGUGAGGACAGGAAGGCACUUCCAUCAUUGGACGUAAACACCAGGAGGGUAGCAGAUGGGCUGCUUCAGCUCUCCUUUUCUCUGAGUCCACAGAGUGAGCAGCUGGUGGAGCUGCUGUUGAACACCAUCAUGCUCUCUGUGCCAGUAUCUGGAAGUCAUAGCCACAACUUCCUGAGCUUCUCACAUGGCGAGUACUUCUACAGCCUCUUCCAGAUGACCAUCAACGCUGAGCUGCUGAGGAGUCUCGACACCACGGUGUCACGCCUCAUGAAAGCUUCCUCCCAAAAUCCCAGCAUGGUGAGUGUGUUGCUGAACGGCAUGCUGGACCACAGCUUUAGAGAGCGCUCUGUGAGGAAGACUCAGGGGAAACAGCUGGUUGAAGAGGUGCUAAGAAGAUGGAACAGUCUGCAGGCGUGGUGGGAAGGACAGUCAUCCACUCCAGAAAGUAAAACUGCUACUCUCCUGCUGCUGUCCAAGCUCCUGCAGAUUGACUCCUCUGUCUGCACCGAUAUCAACCAUGAGGCGUUCAGACCGGUGUUUUCCACUUUCACUGUGCUGCUGGUCGACAUGAAUCUGUCACUCAAUCUCAAGAGUCAGGCCCUGCUGGUGGUGCCCUUCUUCACAACCCUCCCAGAGGAGCCGCUGGCUGAGCUGCAGAGAGCCCUCGACGCCUUGGUGGUGUCGCACUUCCCCAUGCAGUCUGAUGAGUUUGCAAAGGGCUCACUUCACCGCAACAACUACAUGGACUGUAUUCGAAAGUUGCUGGAUGCCCUGGAGCUUUCUCAGAGCCCACUGCUGCUCAAACUGCUGUCAGGGAUUCUGUGUCGAGACAGAAAACACAUCAUGGAGGAGCAGUUCCACACCUGUUUCCAAAAAAUAGCAAAGCGGUCAAGCAGUGAGCGGCAGCUUCAGCUGCUCUCUACAGUAUAUGGGGUGAUCCAGCAGGGUGAUGUGCCGGUGAGCUCCAUGCUUCAGGCCAUGAUGGAGAGGGUCCUGCUGCCUCUGGCCUCUCACUGCAGCACCAAGACCCUCAACGACUUCUUUGUGGCAAAUGUCUCCGACAUAAUAGCUUUGCUGCUCAGUCGCUUCACCAAGUCAAGUGAAAUGAUGUUUGAGCUCCAGCUGCUGAAGAAGAACGGCUGUUACAAGCUGAUGGAGCUCCUGUAUUCUCGUCUUCCCAAAGAGGAGGUCUACUCCAAGGAGUCUCGCAUUAAUCAGGCCUACUGUCGUUUAGAUAAAACAGAGGGGAAUGAGCUGUCCAAGACCUUGAUCAAGUCAUGUUUUGAGGCGUUCACUGAGAACAUGGCUGGUGAGACUCAGCUCCUUGAGCUCAGGAGACACUAUCACUGUGCUGCAUACAACUGUGCCAUCGCUGUCAUCAGCUGCAGCUUCAACGAGCCCAAAUUCUACUACGGCUUCCUCUUCAGUGAGAAACCAGAGAAGAAUCAGUUCAUUCUGGAAAAUAUCAUUGAUGUUACGAGGACCUACAACUUUCCAGUUGAAAUUGAGGUCCCAUUUGAGAGAAAGAAGAAAUACAUCAUGAUUCGAAAAGAAGUUACUGAGGAGAACGGAGAAGCACCAGUUUACUUGUCCUCCCAGUCGUACAUGGCCGACAGCAGCCUGAGUGAGGAGAUGAGUCAGUUUGAUUUCUCCACCGGGGUUCAGAGCUUUUCUCUCAGCUCCCAAAACCCAGAGGGAAAAAGACGCACCGUUGUAAAAAGGGAGACAGAAGAGACAAAUCCCUCCCAGGAUGCACUGGUGGAUCUAGAGAUGGAUGAGCUGAAUCAGCAUGAAUGCAUGACUGCUAUGACUGCUCUUAUUGGACACAUGCAAAGGAACAACAUCACCCCCAAAACUGAGCAGGGAAACAUGCCGAGUGAACUUCCUCCAUGGAUGAAAUUUCUACAUGGAAAACUAUCAAACCCAGCUACACCUCUGAAUAUUAGACUCUUCGUCUCAAAGCUGAUCAUCAACACGGAGGAGGUUUUUCGACCGUAUGCCAAGCACUGGCUGGGGCCGCUCCUGCAGCUCGUCGUCUCUGGAAACAAUGGAGGAGAAGGGAUUCACUUCAUGGUGGUGGAUAUUGUGGUCACGGUGCUUUCAUGGACAAGCCUGGCUAAUCCCAAGGGUAACCCCAGAGAUGAAGUGCUGGCCAACCGGCUGUUAGAGUUCCUAAUGAAGCACAGCUUCCACUCCAAGAGGGCUGUUUUCCGCCACAACCUGGAGAUCAUCCGCACUCUGGUGGAGUGCUGGAAAGACUGUCUGCAUGUUCCUUACAGUCUGAUAUACGCUCAGUUUUGUGGAACCGACUCAAACAGCAAAGACAACUCGGUCGGACUCCAGCUGCUGGGAAUCAUCCUGGCCAACAACCUGCCUGCUUAUGAUGCCUCAUGUGGAAUUGAAUAUGAGAGGUACAUCCAGUCUCUCACCAACAACCUGUCCUUUGUGAGGUAUAAAGACGUCUACUCAGCUGCUGCUGAAAUUAUCGGUCUGACCCUGAAGAAUAUGACUGAGAUGGACGACCAACAUCAGAAACUUCUCAGUCUUACUGCAAGUAAAAUAAAAAACCUGAAGGAGAAAGACUUGGACGACAAGUUCAUUAUUUGCUUGAACAAAGUGUCAAAGCAUUUUCCUCCAUUUAUGGAUCGGUUUGUCAACUUGGUCUUCUCCCUCCUGCCAAAGCUGCACGGCAUCUUGAAGACUUAUUGUUUGGAGUGUGUGCUGAGCCGAGCUGAUGUCAUCCCAGACAUCUUCCUGCAGCUGAAGACCUCAGGCUUCAUUCAGAUGAUGGCUCACAGGGAUGAAGCGAGGCAGAGGGUGUGUCUGGAUAUCAUCCACAAGAUUAUCAGCCUCCUGACUCCAGUUCAGCUUCAGGAGCUCCUGGGACCAGUGACAGCUUUUGUCUCCCACCCUUCACCAGUGUGCAGAGAGAGGAUGUACGAUGUCCUCAUGUGGAUCCAGGACAACUACAGUGAUGCAGAGAGCAUGGAAGACAACACUUCAGUAGAGGUUUUGAAUGCAGCUAAAGAAACUCUACUUCAGGGACUGUCUGAGGAAAACCAAGGCCUACAGCUUCAUGUCCGUUACUUCUGGAGUGAGGAGAAGCGCCUUCCCACUGCGACCCUCGACCGGAUGCUGACGGUGCUUCGUUCCCUGUACUCAUGUCAAAUAGAAAGGUGUUUCUUAAGCUUGGCGACUAAUCUGCUGCUGGAAAUGACCAGCCGGAGUCCUGACUUCAAACGAGACAUGUUUGAGUAUCCUCUGUCAGAGUGUACCUUCCAGGACUAUGUGAUUGAUUCCAACUGGCGCUUCAGGAGCACAGUGAUGACUCCUAUGUUUGUUGAAACCCAAGGAUCUCAGGGUGCAGAGAGUGUGGCAGCGUCUCAGGCUGCAGCUAUGAAGGGGAAGCUCAGAGCCACUCAGACCUCCCUGGAGUUCACCCAAACCCAAGCAGCAGCUCGAACAUAUAAUUGGCUGACAGGCAGCAGCGUGGAUACACUCGCAGAGCACACACUCGGCUCUGAAUCUCUGUCUUCACUGUUGGUGUUCGGUAAGAGAGCAGAGAGGCAAACUGCAAGGAGACCAGUGGGAGAAGGAUUUGGCCUGAGGCGCCUAACUGCACCAAGCGAUGAGGUGGACAGUCGCACCAGAGCAGAAAAUGAGCAGCGUAAUAACAUCCUAAGACUGAGACGCAGGUUUCUCAAGGAUCAGGAGAAAGUCAGCUUGAGUUAUGCACAUAAAGAGAUCCAACAACAGAAGCAGAAAAAGGAAGAGAAAGCUGAUCAGCGGCUGCGUAAAGAGGCUCAGGUGACUCUCUAUCGCAGCUACAGAGUGGGAGACUUCCCAGACAUCCAGAUCCCAUACAGCAGCCUCAUCGCCCCCCUUCAGGCUCUAGCCCAGAGAGACCCAAUCUUAGCCAAACAGCUGUUCAGCUCCCUGUUUGCUGGGAUCCUCCAAGAAAUGGAAAACAACAAACGAGGGGAGAGCGGGAGGAUUAAAGAGGAGCUGCGGUGCAACAUGAAUGAAUUCCUGAGCAAGAGUACCCUCUGCUUCCCUCCAUUCAUAGCCUGUGUGCAGGACAUGUGCUAUCAGCAUAAGGAACUGCAGCAGCUCGAUCCAGCAGCCAUCAGCUCCACAUGCCUGAUGAGUCUCCAGCAGCCGUCAGGUAUCCUGCUGCUGGAGGAGAGCUUGCUGAGUGCUGGUGUCCAGCAAGAGCCUCCUGCAAAACGCUCACGAGGACGAAAAGAAAUCCCCCCAGACACCAAGAAAUGGAUCCACCUGGCAACACUCUACAGAUCUUUGGAGGAUUAUGAUGUUGUGCGCAGCAUCUUUGGGGGUAAAGUUGGGACUAAGUCGAUCACCUGUGCUGCUCUUCAAGCUGAAGCUAACUCUGACUUUGCAGAAGCUGUGAAACUUUACAAUGAGGCCCUCAACAAUGACAGCUGGCUUGAUGGUGAGCCCACUGACUCAGAGAAGGACUUCUGGGAAAGAGCAGCUAUGGAUGCCUACAGUCAUCUGACUGAGUGGAAGUCUCUUCAGUACUGCUCCACUGUGUACAUAGAUGAAAACUCCCCACCCAACCUGGACAGGAUGUGGUCAGAGGCCUUUCUACCAGGUAACAGAAGUCACAUUUCACAGUCAGAAAUGUACCUGCAGCACAUGAUUCGCAGCAUGCUGAAGCAGCUGCAGCUGGGUGAGAGCGACCAAACGCUGCUCAGCUUCAUCGACAAAGCCAUGAGGGUGGAGGAGCGCAAAAAGCUCCUGGAAAGUCAGUACAGCCAGGAGCUGAGCCUGCUCUACAUCCUGCAGGAGGACUACGACCGCGCCACAUACUACACCAACUACGCCAUGCAGCUCUUUAUGGAGAGUUACUCCAGUGUGGAUACGCUGCUCACUCAGAGUCGACUGACCAUCCUGCAGUCAGUGCAGGCCUUAACUGAGAUCCAGGACUUCCUGCUGUUCAUUAAAGGAGAUGUGUCUGUGGGCGCCCUCAAACGCCUCAUCAGAUUGUGGACUGAGCGGUAUCCUGAUACCAAAGUGGAUCCAGUGAACGUAUGGGAUGAUAUCAUUACAUCUCGAUGCUUCUUCUUGGACAAGAUCAGGGAAAAGCUGAGUGGCCACGCUCCCAGUGACUGUAUGGAGGUGGACGGUUCAGGAGACUCUGCAGGUUACAUCGAUAAAUUAGUAAAUGAUUGCAAGUUCGACAUGAAGCUACACAUGGCUGACAGCGCACAGAAGCAGAAUAACUUUCCCGUUGCCACCAAGCUGCUGAAGGAACUUCACAAAGACGCCAAAACAAACAGAGGCCGGAUGAUGCAGUGGGUCCACAGUUUUAGCCGCUUCAGCCAUAAACGCAGCCAGACUCAGGGACCUGUGGAGCAAAUCAGUAUCAUGCUGAAGACCAUCCCACUCCUGGAGGACCUUCAGGCUGAUUGUGAGGGGGCUGCAGCUAAAGUAUUCAGACACCAAAAGAUACUCCAGGGUACGUCUUUCCACAUCCUGGCCACAGCUGUGAGCAGAAGCCCCUCGGUCCUGGGAACUGUUGAACCUGACAAAGCACAGAGAGUUUUAAGGCUUUCUGGAGCUGCCAAUGAAAAUCCAAAGGAAGUGGAAGUGGGGUUGAAGUUACGAGCGCUCAAGUUGCUGUGUGAUGCUACCAGAAAGGCUGAUGAGGAGCUUCAGUCUUAUUCUCAGGACUGUGUGGAAAGCAGCAGCAUCACAGAGACAUACAUGGCUUUGGCUAACUUCUGUGACAAACAGCUACGAGAGGAGGAGCAGAGUAAUACUGAGAGCCAGUUUCCCGACCUUCUGGCUCUGCCGGUUCACGCAGUGGAGAGCAUGUUGAAAGCCCUGAAGAUGAACUCAGAGGAAGCUCGCCUUAAGUUCCCACGUCUGUUACAGAUCAUUGAGCUGUACCCGUCUGAGACACUGGACCUCAUGACGAAAGAGAUGACGUCAGUUCCCUGUUGGAUGCUGAUUGGCUGGAUCAGUCAAAUGGUCGCCCUGCUGGACAAACCAGAAGCUGUAGCAGUGCAACACAGCAUCAGGCAGAUAGCAGAGUGCUACCCUCAAGCCCUGGUCUACGCUCUCAUGAUCAGCAGCGAGAGUUACCAGUUCGAGGACUCGGCCACAGGACACAGGCAGCAGCAGUUUGUCAACAGGCUCAGGAGCAUGCUGGAUAAGGGAGGAGCUGUGAAGAACUUUGUGGAUGCUCUGCAGCAGCUUACCAAUCCUGACAUGAUUUUUAAGGAUUGGUGGGAUAGCAUGAAAAAUGAGCUUGAACAGCCAAACUUUGACAAGAAGCAGAUGGGUGACAAGUAUGACGAGGUGCACUCCUGCCUCGGGGAUCGUAACGCAGAUGGUCAUGGAACGUUUCGCAAGAAAUUUAUCCAGAAAUUUGCUAAAGAUGUGGAGAAACUUCUGGGAGCUAAAGGCAGCAAGCUGUUUGAGAAGAGGAAAGACAAAAGCUUUGUGAAGCAGGUGGACGAGCUGGCUGCGUCCAUGCGUGGAUUUCAGACAGAACCCGGGAACCUGAAGGAGUACUCACCCUGGCUGAGUGGAUUUAAAGCAGACCCAUUCUGCAAUGAACUGGAGAUCCCAGGACAGUAUGAUGGCCGAUCUAAACCUUUGCCAGAGUAUCACGCAAAAAUAACAGGCUUUGAUGAAAGGGUAAAGGUCAUGUCCUCCAUUCGUCGCCCCAAACGUCUGAUCAUCCGCGGGGAUGAUGAGCGGGAUCACCCGUUUCUGGUGAAGGGUGGGGAGGACCUCCGCCAGGACCAGCGCAUUGAGCAGCUUUUCUCCGUCAUGAACAUUUUGUUGAGUCACGACACUGCCUGUGCACACAGAGGCUUGCAGCUCCGCACCUAUCAGGUCAUUCCUAUAUCCAAAAGAAUUGGUCUGAUUGAAUGGAUGGAGAAUACCUGUACUCUCAAAGAGUUCCUGCACAGCACAAUGACUGAGGAGGAACAGAAAACAGCACAGAGGUCUGUUGAAGACUAUAAUAAAUGGCUGGAAACCUUUGCUCCAAAGUCACAAAGUCCUAUUACUUUCUAUGGUUGGGCGUACAGGAAAGCAAAACGUGCUGAGACAGUCAGCAACUUUCUGAAAGUGUCGCAGCACGUGCCCAGUGAUCUCCUCAAGAGAGCUUUUCUGAAGAUGUGCAACAGUCCUGAGGCCUUUCUCUCCCUGAGAUCUCACUUCAUCAGCUCUCAUGCUUUGCUGUGUGUGAGCCACUGGAUUCUGGGUAUCGGAGACCGACAUCUCUCCAACUUCAUGAUCAACAUGGAAACAGGAGGCAUGAUCGGCAUCGACUUUGGUCAUGCGUUUGGUUCAGCCACACAGUUCCUCCCUGUGCCUGAGCUCAUGCCUUUCCGGCUGACCAGACAGUUUGUGAAUCUAAUGCAGCCCCUGAAGGAGUCGGGUUUGAUCCAGAACAUCAUGGUUCACUCCCUGCGAGCCUACAGGGCUGAGCCCGACCUUCUGCUCAACACCAUGGAUGUGUUUGUCAAGGAGCCGUCGCUGGACUGGAAGAACUUUGAGAUGAAACAGCUGAAGAAAGGAGGCACGUGGACAGAGAGCAUAAACACUAAAGAAAUCAACUGGUAUCCGUUACAGAAGGUCAACUUUGCCAGAAGAAAACUAGAAGGAGCAAAUCCAGCUGCUAUUACCAGUGAGGAGCUGAAGCUGGGCUUUGAGAAGGACUCGGCCUUUCAGGGGAUGCAGGCUGUGGCCUUGGGGAGUGAGGAACACAACAUUCGUGCCAGACUAACAGCUGCAGGUUUGUCAGUGGAGAAGCAGGUGGACUGUCUGCUGGACCAAGCCAUGGACCCUAAUGUGCUUGCCAGGGUUUGGGUUGGCUGGGAACCAUGGAUCUGAUUCUUAGACUAGUAAAAUGUUUCUAAAUACAUUCACAAUAAGUGAGGAACAGGUUGUAUAGAUGUCUGAUGUCUAGAGUAUCUGGAAAUGUGUAGGAAAGGAAUUUUGUUUGUAUAGUUUAGUGGCCUUAAAAGAUAGUUAUCUCUAAUAUUUCCUCUUUUGUACUGGUGAAAAAUAAUUUUCAUGUUUGUAAGGAAGGAUCUGCUGAAUAUCUCAUGCUGAAAACCAAAAACUUAAAAUCAAGAACUCUUAGUCUGGGAGAGAGAUGCCAUUUGGGAAUUGUGCUUUUAAAAUCAGAGACCUUGUGGGUAUAAACUCCAUCAUUUUGACCAUGUCAUGCACUUCUCUUUUUGAAAUAAACUGAUCAUUAGCAUUGUUUAAAAUUCUGA